AUGCACAAAACAGCUAUGGAUAUCCGCUCGAUCGACAGGGAAGAGAACCGCCGGCGGAUGAAGAACGGCGAGCUGUACUGGGCCUUUACCCCGGACUUGAUCGCAGAUCGGAAACGUUGCCAGGCGGCAUGCGCUAGGUUCAACAAUGCUGGUGACGUGAGCCGCCGCACGCUUGUGGGCAUGUGGAAAGAUAUCAACGGGGACACAAUUCCUCUCCCUCCACCGCGUACCCGCCGCGACGAGGACGACGCCCUACUUGAGGACUACCCAUGGAUCGAUGCCCCGAUAAAGAUGGACUACGGCUACAACGUAAAAUUCGGUGACAACGUAUAUGUCAACUCUAACAGCACAUGGAUCGACACUUGCCUCAUCACAGUAGGCUCGCGCACCCUUAUUGGGCCCAACUGCUCGUUCUACAGCGGUACACAUCCGCUGGAUCCCACACUGCGUAACGGCACCCGCGGGCCCGAGAGUGGGAAGCCCAUCACCAUUGGUGAAGACUGCUGGUUCGGCGGCAAUGUCAUUGUGUUGCCGGGUGUGACUAUCGGAAGGGGCGUAACCGUCGGCGCCGGGAGCGUCGUGACCAAAGACGUGCCCGAUUAUGUAUGCGUUGCUGGUAACCCGGCGCGCGUGAUCAAGAAGAUCGUGCCAUCGCAGCCGACGAAUGGAGAUGACGGGGCUACUGCGUUAUCGACGAACAUAAACUAUAGCUCUACCAUGUAG
Messenger RNA from Colletotrichum truncatum, 723 nucleotides. RefSeq names its product galactoside O-acetyltransferase. Gene Ontology annotation, molecular function: acetyltransferase activity. The record is from RefSeq and is a predicted model, not a curated record. Lineage: Eukaryota; Fungi; Ascomycota; Sordariomycetes; Glomerellales; Glomerellaceae.